Molecule: messenger RNA, 2320 nt
Organism: Bradysia coprophila
Lineage: Eukaryota; Metazoa; Arthropoda; Insecta; Diptera; Sciaridae
Gene: tum
Product: Rac GTPase activating protein tumbleweed
Biological process (GO): mitotic cytokinesis; mitotic spindle midzone assembly; Rho protein signal transduction
Cellular component (GO): centralspindlin complex; nucleus; spindle midzone
Molecular function (GO): GTPase activator activity
Source: RefSeq, a predicted model, not a curated record
AUUCACCACACAAACCUCAGCUGCUGUCAAAUUUAUAAUAUAACGACAUUUUCGGACGCUAGAUUGUUUGUUAGGAGAUAAUUUAGAACAAAAAAUAGUCGAAUUUAAUAGAAACAAUUGAAUUAAUUCUCGGAAGCCGGGCAUUUCAUUCCUGUAAACUGAAGUGGACAGGAAAUUAGCGAAAAUGUCUACUGACAUCAACCUUUCGAUCGUAGCUGCUCACGAUGAUUUACGUAGGUGUACCUACGUUUUGACGGACGGGACAGCCGAAACGGAAUUUUUGGAAUUUGCACGUCAACAAGAGCAUUGCCGUCUCCAAUGGUUGAAUUCAUAUAAGGAAUCGCGCCGCUUACAGAAAGAAUUGGAUGCAUCAAUGAAAACUAUUAGCGAAUUGGAAACGAAAUUGUACCAUGCUCGUCGAAUUUUGGAUCAGGAAUGCAAAGCACGUCGAGAAGCGGAGGAAGAACGAGAUUCAAUUGAGAAGAAGAUGUGCACCAUUCGUGAAUUCCUGCAGAAUGACGAGAAUUUGAAGGAGGAAACUCGAAACCAAUUGGCAUUCUUGAACACUUGCCAAAAGAAGCGCAAAUCAAAAUUGAGUGCCGACAAGUAUGGCAACGAUAUCAAUUCGACGGGAUCGUUCCUACACAAUCUGUCCAUAACUCGAUCGGAAAAUGAUUUCUUGGAGAUUGACAAACCGUUCAAGGCACAUCGCAAAUCGAACGUUAACGGUUCCUUCGUUGGAGCCAAACGUUCACGCCAUAGUACCGAUGGCAAACGUAAGAGUAGUACAUAUCAAUUAGAAUUGGGUCCAAAUGAAAAGAUUGUUGCACAUACCAAAGUAACAAUUCCCCAGGAUGAUGGACCCAUUCAUGCCGAGUCGUCCAUUCAAGCGGUUCCGCUCAACGAAAACAAUAAUUGUUAUUCGCCAUCAGCUCCGGCUUUGGUUGAAGAAGUGACUCCAAAAACCGUCACAAAGGCUUCGUACAGAAGCACGGCUAGAAGUCACAAUUACACCAGCAAGACUUUCAUUCGACCGGACACAUGCAACCAUUGCCAGAAAAAGAUAAAAUUCGGAACGUCCGGAUUGAGAUGUCGCAAUUGUCGGGUUCAACUGCACAUAAAUUGUGAAACUGAUUUUAAUGUUGCUUGUGUACCGCACAGCGCUGGGACACCGAAUGCAAAAGGAAUAGCUGGUACUAUCGGAGAUUACGCACCGAGCGAUCCACCGAUGGUCCCGGCGAUUAUUGUACAUUGUAUCAAUGAGAUUGAGAAGCGUGGCCUAAAUGAAGUCGGAAUCUAUCGAGUCUCUGGAUCGGAGAGAGAAAUCAAAUCAUUAAAAGAGCGUUUCAUUCGGGGCAAAAGUCUUCCGAAUUUGUCCGAAACGGACAUCCAUGUAUUAUGCGGAUGCAUCAAAGAUUUCCUGCGUGGUCUUCGCGAACCACUGAUUCCGACCCUUCUGUGGAAGGACUUCUGCAACGCCACCCAAAAUACAUCGUUCCACGAUGCAGUUCGUGACAUGUAUGCAGCCAUUGACAAGUUGCCACAACCGAAUCGGGAUACGUUAGCUUUCAUCCUAUUGCAUUUCUUGCGUGUUGCCGAAUGUAAACAAGUUAAGAUGCCGCCGUCAAACAUUGCGAAAAUAUUCGGACCAACUCUAGUCGGAUAUUCUAGCAGUGAUCCGGAUCAGCAUGCCAUUUUCACCGAAACGAUUAUCCAAGCGGGUGUAAUGGAAAUGUUGUUGAAAGUCCCAGCCGACUUUUGGGAGCAGUUUGUUAAUAUAAAAUCGGACGAAAAUCAGAGCGAAAAAAAUGAAAAUCGUGAAGAAUUCGAAAUUGCUCCACGCUAUCCACUGCGAAAGCAACCAUUUUAUGCAACAUCACCACUUUCAACAAUGCGCAAGAAAUAAAACGGCAUUAUCAUUACAUAGAGUGUUCGAACGAAAACAAACAGAAAUUUAUUCUACAAAUCGAUGUCACAACGGCUAAUUUUUACAAAUGAAACAUUUCGUCUUUCGCUUUUUUAUAUUUUACAUUUCGCUUCUUCUUAUUCUUCUAAGUACUUACUUUCAAUUAGAUGUAAAUUGAAAAAUUCUAAUUUAAAAAAAAAGUAUGGAAACGAUGGUUUGAUUACCUCGAUUUGUUGUAAAUUGUUACGUCAGCACCAUGAUGAAUAUUAAUAUCACCACCACUAAGACGACCCAAAAUAUUAUCCAGAAUUUUUUCUAAAAAAUUUGUUUUUACUUUAUAUAAAGAGAAUAUUUUGAUGGUCAGUCACUGGUUACAAUUUUUUUUUAAUUUAUAGAAUAAACAAAAUGCAAGUA